GUCCCAUUGGAAAGGUUUCCCUUCACUUCCUGUCCCAUAGCCAAACCAGGAAGUGAGAGGAAAGCCCUGCAAAGUGAGGAAAUCACCAGAACUAGUAUCCCAUUUGAAAGAUGUCCUCUUUAUUCCUGUUCCGGGGACAACCCAAAAUAUGAGAAUUUUCUUUUACUUUCAUUCUCAGGGCUGACUGCCCACUCAUGGAGCCCUUGGGCAAUAGGGCAUCAUGGGGCCCCUGUGUCCUUGCCCAAACUCAAAAAGCCUAUGAAAAAGGUACCAGGGGCAUCUCAUGGGGCCCCCUACUGACCCCGGGCCCUCGGGCAGUGCCCGAGUUUCCAAAUGGUCAGUCCGCCCCUGCUCUCCUACAUCCUUUCAAA
Messenger RNA from Staurois parvus, 371 nucleotides. The record is from the annotation of a GenBank genome assembly. NCBI's taxonomy places the organism in Eukaryota, Metazoa, Chordata, Amphibia, Anura, Ranidae.